AUGGUGAACAUUACAGAUAAAAUCAAAGAGAUCGAGGAUGAGAUGCGGAGGACGCAGAAGUAUCAUUUGGGUCUAUUAAAAGGAAAACUUGCCCGCCUCAGAGCUCAACUCCUCGAACCAACCGGGGGCGCAGGCUCCAGCGGCGGCUCCGGGUUCGACGUCAGCAAAAGCGGUGAUGCUCGCGUCGCCCUCGUCGGUUUCCCCUCAGUCGGAAAGUCAACUUUUUUAUCCAAGAUCACUAAAACACGCAGCGAGGUAGCUGCCUAUUCAUUCACGACUCUCACGGCUAUUCCCGGCGUGCUGGAGUAUGGAGGUGCUGAGAUACAGAUUUUGGAUUUGCCUGGUAUUAUUGAAGGUGCUGCUGAGGGUAAAGGGAGAGGGAGACAGGUUAUUUCUGCAGCUAAGACGAGUGAUCUCAUUCUCAUGGUUUUGGAUGCAACGAAACGAGCAGAGCAGCGUGCUUUGUUGGAGGCAGAGUUGGAAGCUGUGGGGAUUAGAUUGAAUCGAGAACCACCGAAUAUUUAUCUCAAGGCGAAGAAAUCCGGAGGCAUGAAAAUCACAUUCCAGUCACCGCCCAAGAAUCUGGACGAGAAAAUGGUCUACAAUAUUCUGAGAGAUUAUAAGAUUCUUAACUGUGAAGUCCUGGUGCGAGAUGAAGAUGCCACUGUGGAUGACCUGAUCGAUGUGAUUAUGAAAGACCAUAGGAAAUAUAUCAGAUGUUUAUAUGUCUACAACAAAAUCGACAGUAUCAGCGUCGACUUCCUAGACAAACUCGCACACGAACCUCACACAGCAGUAAUGAGCUGUGAACUCGAUCUCGGCGUACAAGACGUUAUUGAUAGGAUUUGGAAAGAGCUUCGAUUAAUCCGAAUCUAUACAAAGAGAAAGGGCGUCGACCCGGAUUUCAGCGAGGCACUUAUUGUCCGUAGUAACUCGAGCAUUGAGGAUGUUUGUGAUCAGGUCCAUCGUACACUUAAAGAGACGUUCAAGUAUGCGCUUGUAUGGGGAGCGAGUGCCAGACAUGUUCCGCAGCGUGUCGGAUUGGGGCAUAUGGUUGCUGAUGAGGAUGUUGUGUCUAUUGUUGCAAAAUAGUAUACUCGAUUUCACCAAUUGUUUAGACAGGCGAGAACGUUGAAAUAAUCUUGAGGAUUUGGGGGAUGACAAAGUCCCAUCUAUAACCCAAGGACGAAAAAGAUAGGAUAGCAGAAAGUAUGAACCCGAAAGAGACAUUGAGCAAAGGAAAUAUGAGCGAAAGACGAAACAAGAAGGGGAAAAUAUACAAAAAGAGAGCUGAAAAAAGUAAUGUACAACGAACUGGACCUCAAAGCAAUCUAGGUACGUGGUUAGUUCCUCAACACAUCAAAAAGUGUACAACCAUCUCAUAUAGAUAUCUCAAUUUUAUUGUUGAGUCGAGGGCUCAUCAACCCUCCGAAGCAACUUCUCCAAAUCCGCCAAUCUCGAACUCGUGCUCUCCCCUUUCUUCUUAUCCGUCUUUUCACUCAACGCAGUGGACGAAAGUUCACGUUUCGCGGCCUGAAUAUCAAGCACUCUAUCCUCAACAGAGCCCUCCAUGACCAAACGCCAAACUGUAGUCUCACGUUUUUGACCAAGACGAUAGACUCGAUCAAUAGCCUGGUCUUCGAUAGCGGGUGCCCACCAACUGUCGCACAGGACGACCUGGUUUGCUGCGACGAGAUUUAGUCCGACGCUGCACACGUUCAAACUAGCCAGAAGAACGGUGCAUUUGGGGUCGUUGGUGAAUUCAGAGAUGGCUUGGUCUCGUUUAUUGGAGCUCAAUUUUCCGUCAAUGCGAGUGAAGCAUAUAUCGUUGGCUGUAAGGUGAGGCUCGAUGAUGUCAAGGAAAGAAGUCCAUUGGCUGAAUACCACUGUCUUGGUUUGUUCCACUUGGCCUUUUGCAGUCAGGAUCUGGAUCAGAGCUUUGAUCUUGCUGCUGGGUGCACUGGCAUCUGUUUCUGCUUCAUCUACACCUGCAUCCUCGCCCAACUCCGUUGCCGGUGAGACGAGGGCUCCGGUAUCCUUGAGUUCAGCGCGGCAUAGAGGGCAUUUGUGCUGUCUCUCAAUAACUUGUUCAAUACAUGAUCUGUCAAAAGCAUGAGCACAUGCCGUGAUGACGGGUUGGGAUAGAUUAUCAAGGCAAACUGCACAAGUCUCUUGACUUUCGAUUUGCAGUUGCAAGACGUCUUGAAGAGCUCUGAUGUUCUCCGGCGUCAACUCAACGACUUUCUUCUCACUCUCGCCAAGUAGGGCCAUUA
Molecule: messenger RNA, 2273 nt
Organism: Talaromyces stipitatus ATCC 10500
Lineage: Eukaryota; Fungi; Ascomycota; Eurotiomycetes; Eurotiales; Trichocomaceae
Product: GTP binding protein (Gtp1), putative
Exons: 8
Coding region: 1-1092 (363 amino acids)
Biological process (GO): cytoplasmic translation
Cellular component (GO): cytoplasm
Molecular function (GO): GTP binding; GTPase activity
Source: RefSeq, a predicted model, not a curated record